CAACUUGCUGAUGCUGCAAGCUUCAUCUUUCUCGUGUGCUUCGCUAGCUCGUGCACUGUAUCCAAGCCAUCAAUAGCUCGAGUACUACAUUCUAAUGUGUUUGUGCGUUGAUUUGUGCUUUGAUUUGGACAACAAGAUUUCGAUUUGAACUCUAGGGACGACGAUUGUUCCCUUCAAUUUGUAUUGCCGGCUAAUUUAUCCCUAACCUUGCAGCGGACGCCGUCUUGAGGUCUGUGUUGCCCCACCCCUGCGGCAGCAUCCCUUGAGCUCGAGCAUGGCCUCGGCGACGGCCUACGGAGCUGGGAGGGGAGGGUGCGGGGGGAGGAGCUCGGGAGGCUUGGAGGGGCUGGGGUUCUGGAAGGUUCUGGGGCGGGUUCGGAGGCGUCCGGUCAUGGCCGGCAGCAGCAGCGGCGAGAUGAAGAAGAAGCAGAGGAAAGAAGAAGGGAUGGAGAGUCCAGGGUCAAGAGAUUCUGGAGGAGGUUCAGUUUUGAAAUCUGUGAAUAAGUCAACAGUGCAGUUCAAAAAAUCUAGGAAUCGCAGAAGUGGUUCACCCAUCAAUUGGACCCCUCGGAAGAAGACUGAGUCAUACAUGAAGAGGAAGAUAAAGCAUCUUCAGGAAACAGAUGGAAUGACCACAUCCCUUCAUGAGACUCUAGGAAAUGCUAAUCCUCACUAUACAAGGAUGGCAAGGGAGAAGAUUGCAGCUAGAGAGGCUGCCAGAAAGGCGACAGAAGCUCGCAAAGCAGCUAUGGUUGAAGCUUCAUGGUGUAGAAUUCUUCGAGCAGCCAGGGUCCAAAAUAAAAAUGCUGAAGAAGAUAGGGAAAAGGCCAUGCUUCGAGCAACAGAAGCAUUUGAGAAAGCUAGAGCAAUGGGCGUGAUGAUGUAUGACAGACCAGAUUGCCCAAAUCAGCAGUAUGAGGUGGAAUCAUCGUCACAUAGUGGAGGACGAUCAACCCAUAAAGUUACUGCAUCCUUUCAGACUGCAUUUCAGAUUGAUAUGGAGGUUUCUGCUGCAGUUAAAAAGGCAUUUGUUCGACUCGCGAACUCUCCAGAUUCAGCAAAGAGAGAAGAAUUUAAGGAGCUGUUAUGGAAAAUAAGCCAAAAUCCUGAUUUGGAAGAGGCUGAUUUGAAUUAUGACGACAAACAGCAGCCUGGUGACUGUAGCAAUGAAGGUACAACUAGAUCGAAACUCAAUAAAGAAGACAUCAACAGCACCAGUGCUCCUUCUGAUUUCAAUGCCACAUCUGUUCGAGAAUCCAUAGAUGUAGUUAGCAUUAUGCUUGAAAGGCUAAAAGCUCUUCAUGAAGAUGAGCUAGCUUCCCUGGCAGUCAUUGUAGCCACAUCUGGGCUUAACACUGCACUUCAAUGUGAAAGGGGCAAAUAUCAUGAAACAGAUCCUGCAAACAACAUUAGUGCUGGGUCACUCAGAUCACAAUCAAGGAGGUAUUCUACUGCAGCAAGCUUAGUUGAUGUCCAAGGACCAGAGAAAGAAGUCGCUUCUGAGCUACCAAGUCUGGACAAGUUUUUGGUGAAGCAUCUUUCAAAACUCGAAAGAGAAGUUCAGGAAGCAAGAGAAGCAAGCAGAAAAGCCACUUUGAUAAAAUCUGUGGCACAUGAUGCCCCUAGCCAAUUUUCCAGCAGCAAUGCAAAGGCAGAAUCUUCUUCAGACCUGGGCAGCAUUCUUGUGAAGCAUGUAUCUAAGCUUGAGAAGGAGAUCUUGGAAGCAAAGAAGAAUAAUCAAAGCAUUGUCAAAGCCAGUGAUGUGCAGUCCAGAAACAGAGAAUUGGAGUUCACCAGGGCACAGUUAGAAGCUGAAAAUAAAGGUGAUUCAAAGGGAAACUGUGAUUCCAAGGGAUCAGGUGAAGGCAGCAAUCAUAUCCAAGACUUUUCUGAUUAUGUGCAAGAAGAUAAAGAGAACAGAAAUUUAUAUUCACAUCAGCUACCGCCCUCUGGUGCAAUGGUUAGACAGAGUGGUAAAAGAUUAACUCGAAUCGAAGCUGCUAAGCUGGAAGCACUUAAAUCCUUCUGUACUGUAGAUGGCAACUCAGUAGAUGUUGGCCUGGAUAAGAUCUUCAUUAAGCCAAUCCAUAGAUUGGAGAAGGAAAAGAGGGAAGCACGCGAAGGACAAACCAAUGUGCCCAAACAUCCUGAGAAGCAUGGUCAAAGCACAACUGUGACAGAGGGCUUAGAUGAUAUCUUAGUGAAGCAUGUAUCUAGGCUUGAAAGGGAAAAGAUUGAUUACGAGAAGAGGAAUCAAUUGGGUGAAGGAUUGACCAAUGUGCCAUAUGAUCAGCGAAAGAUUGGUAACAAUGCCCAACCAUUUGAAAGUUUAGAUCAAGUCUUAGUGAAACAUGUAAGUCGACUAGAAAGGGAAAAGAUGGAAUAUGAGAAGAGGAAUGCAUUGGGAGGAGGAACCAACAUGCAGAGUGACAAGCAAAGGCCCUGCAACAGUGCCAUUGCUGCGGACAGUUUAGAUCAAGUCUUAGUCAAGCGCAUCUCCAGGCUUGAAAAGGAGAAGAUUGAGCAUGAAAAGGAAACUUUGAGUGACAUCUUUGUCAAGCGUCCAACGAAACUUGAGCAGGCCAAGCUAGCAGCUGCUGCCGAAGAAACACCACCCAGUGGCUUAAACCCUGUGGAAGAGCGUAGAAGAGCAAGAGAGAAGGAGCUUCUGGAUGCGUGGGGAGGAAUGGGCCUUGGGAACUCGAUGAAGCCUCGUGUGUCAAAGAUUGAGAGAGCUAAGGCUGCUUGGAGGAUAGCUGAGGAUGAACAGAAGCAGAUGGUUGCUGCAAGGGAGCUAUGACUUGUCUGAAUCGGAUGGUGCUCCAGCUCGGAGGAAAAAUGCAAGCUCUGAACUCCUUCCUUCUGCCGAACACAACUAGCGAUUGUUUGUUAGGAUCAGUAUCCAGGGCAUCUUGACCUGCCGUAAAGCUUGACAUUGUCAACAGGUUACUAGAUGAUAUCCACGAUAGAUUUGCUAGACUCUACUAUUAUUUAUCCCCCGCUUGUUGCUCAAUGCAGUUGUCUAGCUGCAGUUACUAAUUCUUUUUUGUAUGCAUGCAUUUUUAUCCGGUUGCUUCUUGCAUUGCCUGAUCACAGAUAAGGAUGAACGCGCUGCACAUUCACCAAUUUUU
Messenger RNA from Panicum virgatum (switchgrass), 3131 nucleotides. RefSeq lists its product as uncharacterized. The coding region runs from base 275 to 2800 and encodes 841 amino acids. The transcript has 5 exons. Lineage: Eukaryota; Viridiplantae; Streptophyta; Magnoliopsida; Poales; Poaceae. The record is from RefSeq and is a predicted model, not a curated record.